AUGGCCGAAACAAAAGAGGAAGUUAAGGCUUAACCCAAAGUUUACAAUUACGGCGAUUUAAUCGAAUUCGAAAAUAAGCAAGCCUUUAGUUCAAUCGGGAAGAUGCCACUGUCCACGAAAUAGACUCUGCCUAGUUUUAGUUUCGGUUCAGCUGAACGUGCAAAUUAAGCGAAACUAUAUCACAACAAAGAACUCGCUAGGAUAGAUUUUGCAGGCAAGGCCAGUCCUGGACCUGUCUAUGAUGUGAGAGGAGGAGAUAAAUUUUAUUACACAUAAGAUGCAAAUACAAAAAUUGGAAAUGAUCCUCGUAAUACUUUGGGCACAGGAGCGAAGUUCGAUUACUACUCGAGGAAGGACGUGGAUUUUGAACCUCAAGAGGCAGAUUUAAUUCGAAAACCCAAAUAUCCAAACGUUAAGAUUGGAUUGGAAUCCAGAUUCCCUCCUGAAAAAAGAUUAAAGGGAACUCCCGGCCCUCAAUAUGACCCAGCCAUAAAGCCAGAAGUGCCAACUCCUGCUCAAUAUUCAUUUGGCUAUAGGAGAGACAUCCCAGGAGCAUCAGCCUUGGCUCCGACUUGCUCGACUCCAGUGAUAGUGGGGCCAGGAGCGUAUCUGUAGAAGCCUCCUGCAAACACGAGCAAUUUGGAGGACGCUCCUCAUUGGACAUUACCGAAGGGUCCCAAGUUAGGAAAGAUCUUCGAAGGAUGGGAUAAGAAUUAAACAUAUGAUACAAAAUAGGUUGCUGUAGGAGUGCAAGUGAAUUCUAAGAAAAAGUCGUAUCCAGCAUUCAGUGUUGGGAAGUCGACAAGAGAAGCAAAGGUUGGACAUUUCAAGCAAUUAAUGGUCAAGGUUCCAUCAAAGGUGCAUAUACCUCAUCCAAAAAUAUGAUUAUUUAAAGAUUGCACAUUAAGAAUAUAU
This is a messenger RNA of Paramecium tetraurelia, 915 nucleotides long. RefSeq lists its product as uncharacterized. The record is from RefSeq and is a predicted model, not a curated record. The transcript is spliced from 5 exons. NCBI's taxonomy places the organism in Eukaryota, Ciliophora, Oligohymenophorea, Peniculida, Parameciidae.